UGCUGAACCCCAAAAAAAACUCAUUUUCUCAUCUGAUCAAAUAUGGCAGGAAUCAUCCACAAAAUUGAGGAGAAACUCCACAUCGGAGGAGGCCACAAGGAAGAAGAACACAAAAAGGAGGAACACAAGGGAGAAGGACACAAGAAGGAGGAGCACAAGGAAGGAUUUGUUGAGAAGAUAAAAGAUAAGAUCCAUGGUGAAGAAAGUGGAGAGCAUCACAAAGAUGGAAAGGAGAAGAAGAAGAAGAAAGACAAAAAGGAGAAGAAGGAGAAAAAGCAUGAUGGACAUGAUAGUAGCAGCAGCAGCGACAGUGAUUAGAUCUGAUCUGCUCGUAUCUGAACUGAUUGAUUUCCUAUUUACCUAACAACAACUCAUCUAUAGUAUUUUCUGCUAUAGAUCUAUCUAUCUAUGUGAGAAAAAGAAAAAAAAAACAGAAAAAAUGGAAAAGAAGAUCUCGUGUUUAUCUGCUUUUGUUGUGAUUUGUGAAUGUACUCGUCUUUUGGACGGUUUGUGAAUGUGGUGAUAUUAUAAUAAA
This is a messenger RNA of Solanum verrucosum, 535 nucleotides long. Its product is annotated as dehydrin HIRD11-like. The record is from RefSeq and is a predicted model, not a curated record. Gene Ontology annotation, molecular function: metal ion binding. Bases 43 to 318 code for a protein of 91 amino acids. NCBI's taxonomy places the organism in Eukaryota, Viridiplantae, Streptophyta, Magnoliopsida, Solanales, Solanaceae. The transcript has a single exon.